This is a messenger RNA of Drosophila ficusphila, 1848 nucleotides long. RefSeq names its product tRNA (cytosine(72)-C(5))-methyltransferase NSUN6. Bases 228 to 1550 code for a protein of 440 amino acids. Gene Ontology annotation, molecular function: methyltransferase activity; RNA binding. The record is from RefSeq and is a predicted model, not a curated record. The transcript has 2 exons. Gene Ontology annotation, biological process: RNA methylation. NCBI's taxonomy places the organism in Eukaryota, Metazoa, Arthropoda, Insecta, Diptera, Drosophilidae.
CAACAUAAACGUUGCCGAUAGAGAUGGGCGCAGCCCAGGGCCUGUCGGGCUAUGUGCAAGAGGGGGAUGGCUAGCACUCAGAGCCGUGGUGAGAACUCAAGGAAAUGCUGCCACGUCUCUUCUCCACCACUUUGGGUAGUGUUGCCAUCGCUUAAGAUUAAUCGAAAGAAUUACUUAACCGAUAUCGAAAACGUUAAUCAACCAGGUGGUUUGAAUUAUAGAAAUAAAUGUUUUACCCGAAAACACCGUUUUUGGGAAACCCCUUGUUGGAGGGAGAGAUUCUUAAAGUUAAUUCGGCUGCACUUGCUCCACUGCUAGAAUGGUUAUGCCUGACACCAAAAGUGACGACGUACCGGGUAAACACACUGCGCAUAACUAUUGACGGUUUCCGUAAAAAGUUAGAGGAAAAACUAUCCGCACGCUAUGGUCAGGGAUGCCCGAAGGUGUAUGGGCUACCGAACCUACCGGAAGUGUUGUGCAUUGAACCGCUGGCCUUGCAUUAUACAGAUGCCUUUGCCGAUCCUACCCGAAAAGAGAUCAUAGUGGACACCACUUGCGGAGCUGCUGUGCUGCGUGGCGCACACAUAUAUGCUCCCGGCGUUCUCGCCAUGGAGUCGCACACGCAGCUCCAUGAACUUGUCAGCGUGUACGCGGACCUGUCUGGAAAAUGCAAACGCGGGUCAAUCACCCGCUACGAUAAUCCGGAAAAGGUCUAUCUAGGUUCGGGCAAGGUACUGAUGCAGCGAUACCAGCUGUACAACAACUCCGACGAGCCCGCCUCUGGAGUCGCAGUGGAAAUGCAGUCCAACGUUAGCGGAGUGCCCUCUCUGGGGGAUCUCAGCAGUGAAGAAGCCGUGCUGCAGAACCUGCCUUCCAUUGUAUGUGUCCGCGUCCUAGACCCACAGCCAGGUGAACACGUGCUUGACAUGUGCGCCGCUCCCGGCAACAAGACGGGCCACAUUGCUGAGCUGAUGGGUGACCAGGGAUUCGUGGUGGCCCUGGAUAACUCAGCAAGCCGAGUGCGCAACAUGCUACAAAAGUUGACCCAGUACAAGAGCAUUUCGGCGCAUGUUUAUGACUCCACCAAGGCUCUGGCACCUGCAGCCAUUGAGGGUUCCACAGGGCCUCCGUUUCCCCGCGAAAGCUUCGACCGCAUCCUGCUCGACGCCCCAUGCAGUGGUCUGGGCAAUCGUCCACAGCUAUCAUGCGGAAUAAAGCAAGCCAAGGUGCUGAAGUCUUAUCCGAACAUCCAACGUCGGCUUUUCGAGCAGGCUGUGCAGCUCCUGCGUUCUGGCGGCAUCCUUGUGUACAGCACAUGCACUGUCACCGAGGAGGAAUGCGAGUGCUUGGUGGCCUGGGCGCUGAGCAAGUUUUCCGACCUGCGCCUGGUGGAUGCUAGUCCACGCUGGGGUGGUCCCGGACUUGUGCUUCCCAAUUUGGAUGCAUCCAAGUCGCGCCUGCUACAGCGCUUUGGACCCAGUGAACAGUGUGUAGACACCGUGGGCUUUUUUAUUGCUAAGUUUCGGAAAGAUAAAAUAAUACAAAUUUGACUGCAAUCUUUUCUUUAUUGGGCUCGAUAAUUUAAUGUUCGGCAUUUUUUAUCCCUUAUCAAUCUGCACCGCUGUGGAGCUUCGGCUUCUGAAGAAAUACAAGUAAGGUCUAAGCGAAUGUCAAGGACUGAGAUAUUCCUAAUUACAACAUUCUAGGUUUUGCUCUCCCGCAGUUGCUCUUUGUAUGUUCUGAAUGAAUAAACAUGCUGAUAUUGUUUAGUUCUCUAGAUUAAAAUUACUUAAAUAAUUUACAAUUCAUAUCUAUCGUAAUUUUACCUACUGCUAAGUUUGCCUUUGU